AUGGCGCCCUCGCGCGCGCGCGCGCGGUUGGAGGACGCGUACGAGCGCGCGUCGGUCCCCGCGCGCGCGGCGAACGUGGAUGGGUCCGACGUCCUGGGCGCUGGGAAUUUUGGCACCGCGCGGUUGAUGCGACGGCGACGCACCGGUGAGCUCGUCGCGGUGAAGUUCAUCGAACGCGGCGCGCACGUGGAUGAAAACGUGAAGCGAGAGUUGGUGAAUCAUCGAGGGCUGACGCAUCCGAACGUCGUGGGGUUCAUCGAGUGCGCGGUGACGGAUAAACACCUGGCGAUCGUGUUGGAGUACGCGAGUGGGGGGGAACUGUUCGAUCGAGUGCUGAAAUCGCCGGGAGGACACUUUGCGGAGGCGGAGGGGCGGUAUUUUUUUCAGCAGCUCAUCUCGGGCGUGGCGUAUUGUCACGCGAAAGGCGUGGCGCAUCGGGAUUUGAAGUUGGAGAAUGCGCUCUUGGACGGCGGCGCGGUGCCGAGGUUGAAGAUUUGUGACUUUGGUUACUCGAAGAAUUCAUUCAUCGAUAGCGAUCCGAAGAGCACGGUGGGAACGCCGGCGUACAUCGCUCCCGAGGUGCUCGAGCGGAAGCCGUACGACGGGAAGACGGCGGACGUGUGGUCGUGCGGCGUGACGCUCUUCGUGAUGCUCUGCGGGAAAUAUCCGUUUGAGGACAGGCGACGGCCGAGAGAUUUUAGGAGUACCAUCGUCAAGAUCCGUAAUUGCGAGUACGAGAUUCCACGAAACGUAGUUCUUAGUCCUGGGUGCGUGGACUUGAUAAAACGCAUCUUCGUCGUGGACCCGCAGCGACGGAUUGAUAUUCCAGGGAUCCAGGCGCACCCGUGGUUCGUCACAGAUCUCCCGCUCGAGCUCGUCGAUGCGAAUGGAAUCAACGAUGCGGCGCCACGCACGUCAAUGACCGUAGAGGACAUUCUUGCUGUCGUCGAGGAGGCCAAGGUGCCUCACGGUGGCGAACAGCAUCAUCGCGAGUUGGAGGAUGACCAUCACGACAUGGUGACGAGCGGCGAGUUCGACGACGACGAUAUGGCAGCUUCAUUGUCACGCAGCGCGCGCGCGUUUCGCUCGGGGUCUCGCAGAAAUAAUUCAUGGUUGACGCUCGGCUCCGUCACACGGCGACUGUGGCCCCCGUCGGCUCCUGGGAUGAUUUUCGACGCUUUCUUUGUCUUGCUCGCGCGCGCGAUUCGCUCUGCCGAUUUUGUAUUGAUGCAGACUACGUGCUGA
Ostreococcus tauri is the source of this 1245-nucleotide messenger RNA. Its product is annotated as Serine/threonine-/ dual specificity protein kinase, catalytic domain. Gene Ontology annotation, molecular function: ATP binding; protein serine/threonine kinase activity. The transcript has a single exon. NCBI's taxonomy places the organism in Eukaryota, Viridiplantae, Chlorophyta, Mamiellophyceae, Mamiellales, Bathycoccaceae. The coding region runs from base 1 to 1245 and encodes 414 amino acids. Gene Ontology annotation, biological process: intracellular signal transduction; protein phosphorylation. The record is from RefSeq and is a predicted model, not a curated record.